AUGUCUGGUGCUCAUAGGGACAUGAGACUGAUAGAUAUUGACUUCGUUCCCGCAGAUUGCGAGGCCAUGGUCGAUCAUCCAGUGGUUGAUGUCGAUACAGACAGGAUGCUGAUAGACAUUGGUUUUGUCCCCGCAGAGCGCAAGGCCACACUCGAUGAUCCAAUCGUUGCCGACUUCCAAUCCACAGCGAAUCCAAGCUGCAAAGAUGUGCCCAUGGCAAACACCAAUGACGACGUCCCGGGACCUGCAACGCGCCAAGCCAACACUAACCAUACCCCCGUCCACCCCGACCGCGACUGCAACGCCGCUCACAUUUCCACGUCGCAACCCCCGACCAAACCAGACCAUCGCCGAAACCGCAGCAGAUACCACCCCAAUCCCAAGACCGAUCGCUGGCGCCCAGGUUUCCCUACAUCGCGAAGCAAACCCUACCUCGAUCUCGACGACGUCCAUACCGACCCUCGUCGUCGUCGUUGUCUUCUCAGCCCAUUGCGACGCAGCAACGGUUCCCCGGAGACGGUAAAGCACGAGGCAGGUGCGCAGCUUGUCGCGGCCAUGGCGGAUGUAGAUAUCAAGGAGGAGCGUGAGGAUAGACGCGAUCGAGGUGGUUACCGCGGGGGAAAUAAUAAGAGGCGUCGUGAUGAUGAUGGCGGCGACCACUACCGCGGUGACGACCGUCGUGGACCACAGAAACGCCGUUACGAUGAUGCGCCACGCCGCCGAUACGAAGAACCGCCAUUCCCUAAGCUUCGAAGGCUCCUGCUGAACAUUGCAAGCUCUACCAAGCUGCCCCAGGAUGAGGCCAAGGAGAUUGCAACGUACCUUGGAGAACACUUCGACGAUGAGCGUCUACGUUCAGAUUUUUUCGAUGUCUUCGUUCAACUCAUCAUUGAGCAGCCCUUCAAGAUCCCUUUCAUCGCGGCAGUUGCCUUGUACGGAAACAAAGUCAAGCCAGAGAUCAUGGUAGAGGCCAUGAAGCGCGUUGGGGACCGAGCUCAAGAGGCUCUAAAUGCUGGCGAGUGGAAGGAGUUCAAGCUGGCUCUAAGAUUCUUCGCUUGCCUACAGUCACUGUACGAGGGAGACGGCGUCUUCACCUUCCUAGGACAAUUAUUCGACACAGUGGUGGACCUGCAGAGUGCCAAUGAAAAUGAUGUCGUCGGUAUCGAAAUCGUCAAGAUCAUCCUUCUCACAAUUCCGUACGCAUUGGUCUCCGGAGGAGAGCGCUUCCACGAGCACGCUGAACAGCUACUGAAGAACACUGGCAUCGUUGCAGACAACGUACUCCCGAUUGAAGGGUUGAUUCACUCCUACGUUGGUGACUUCGAGUCAAAGCCAGUCGACUACCACAGCGUCAUUGGACUCCUACAGGCGCAACUUCUAAAUGAAGCUGAGAAUGGCUUUGAAAUUCGAUGCUUGCCACGUUUGGAACUGAAUGUCCCGUCAUCGGAUGAGACCGCUGGGCAAGACUCAUUGCCCACCGCGCCUCAACUACAUGCCUUCCCGACCUUCACCAUUCCCUCGCCCGUCAACCCUGGUCCUCGACCUGUUUUCCCGGAAGCUUACUUCUCCCUUUUCGCUGAUCAGGAGGUCGACACUGUUCCCAAGACCACUGACAUUGCUUCGUCACUAAUCCGUGACGCCAUUGUUGAUACCAUCAACCAGCUCGACUUCAACCGCGAAAUGGUAGCCAAAUUUCUGGUCGAUGUUGACAGCUACUGGACGAUUGGCAUCUUUGCGAAGCGUGGUACUCCAUUCGACAAGUUCCGUGAACUCGUUGGAGACAAGAUCCAAUACAAGUCUGAAGACAUGAUCAUUGACGCAAUCUUCUCGCAGUUGUUCAAGCUGCCCAGCGCAGAACACAAGCUUGUCUAUUACCACUCUCUCAUCACACAGUGCUGCAAGGUCGCUCCUGCCGCUAUCGCGCCGUCGCUUGGACGUGGUAUCCGUACGAUUUACAAGAACUUGCCCAUGAUGGAUCUUGAGCUAGGCUACCGAUUCUUGGACUGGUUCUCGCAUCACUUGAGCAACUUUGAGUUCCGAUGGAGAUGGACUGAAUGGCUCGAUGAUCUCGAACUCUCAAAUCUGCACCCGAAGAAAGCCUUCAUCCUGGCGGUUCUCGACAAGGAGAUUCGUCUAUCGUUUGCAAAGCGAAUCCGAUCGACUUUGCCUGAGCCAAUGCACUCUUUGAUUCCCGAGCGUCUCGAUGCUGAUAACAGCCCUGACUUCAAAUACGAUGACCCGCAAACACCCUAUUCCGCCGAAGGCCAGAAACUUCUCCAGCAACUUAAGAAGAAGGCUCCUGCUGAAGAAGUUCAGAGCACCAUCGACAAGAUCCACGAGCAGGCUCUCGAGCAAGGUGUGGCCGAGGUCCUUGUACCUUCUACCGAUGCAUUUGUCACUGCGAUCUGUAGAAUGGGCGCCAAAUCACUGUCCCACGUCCUGUCCUGCAUCGAACGUGGCAAGGACCGCUUACUUGAGAUUUCUCAGAACGAGGUAGCCAGGCGGCAGAUUGUUGCUAGUGUGGUGGAGUACUGGAAAGACCAGCCAGGUGUUGCCGUUCGCAUCAUCGACAUCCUGCUCAACUACACCAUCCUUGCACCCAUGACCGUCAUCCAGUGGGUGCUUGGAAGCCACAUGGGAGCUGGUGAGGCUCUGACGGAGAGCUGGGUCUACGAGAUGGUUUCCAACACGGUCGCAAAGGUUACCAACCGCAAUCGACAGAUCGCCUCCGCCCGACUGCAAAAGGGCCUUCCUCAGGAGCAGAUUGAAAUGGUCGAAGCCACUCUAGCCAAGGACCGGGACAAUGCUCGCGAGCUCUUCAAGUACAUUGAAGAUUCGAUGCGCGGCGUGGCUGAGGGUUCUGCAGAUGUGCUGCUCGAGAAGCAAACUAGCGGCGCGCUGACAGAGGAAGAGGUCGAGCUCAUCAAGGCAUGGGGCAAGCGCUGGCACACCGUCUUCAUCCGCAAGGCUCAGGUCGAGGAGUCUGUGGUUGGCGAAGAAGCUGUCGAGGCGAGGGUCAGACUUCUUGCUGCAGAGUCAGAUGCUGCUGCGGAGAGCAUGGAUCAGGGUGGUGACGGUGUUGCCGAGGCUACCAAUGGCGAGGCGCAAAUGUCGGUCAACUAG
Molecule: messenger RNA, 3123 nt
Organism: Plenodomus lingam JN3
Lineage: Eukaryota; Fungi; Ascomycota; Dothideomycetes; Pleosporales; Leptosphaeriaceae
Biological process (GO): nuclear-transcribed mRNA catabolic process, nonsense-mediated decay; mRNA export from nucleus
Cellular component (GO): nuclear cap binding complex; nucleus
Molecular function (GO): mRNA binding; RNA cap binding
Source: RefSeq, a predicted model, not a curated record